Molecule: messenger RNA, 534 nt
Organism: Amaranthus tricolor (Joseph's coat)
Lineage: Eukaryota; Viridiplantae; Streptophyta; Magnoliopsida; Caryophyllales; Amaranthaceae
Exons: 1
Coding region: 1-534 (177 amino acids)
Source: RefSeq, a predicted model, not a curated record
AUGUACCUACAAAGCCAACAGAUGUUGCAAGCUCGACAUGCCAAAUGGGUGGAAUUCCUACAAGUCUACAACUUCAAUAUUAAGCACAAAUUGGGAAAGCUAAACAGAUGCGCAAAUGCAUUAUCUCGAAGGUACCUCUUAUUAAAUUCUUUGCAAAAUAACAUAGUUGUUCUAGAAUUUUUGACGGAGUGUUAUGCCCACAAUGGCGAUUUUGGGGAGAUCUAUCAAUCAUGCAAAGAUCAACUCCAAGGCUACUAUUUCAUUCAAGAUGGAUAUUUGUUCAAAGUACUAAAAGCUUGUAUCCCUAAGCAUAGUGUUCGAGAGUUUCUCUUCAAAGAAAAUCAUGAAGGUGGAUUAGUCGGGCAUUUUGGUGUCGACAAGAUUCUUCCUUUAAAGAAAGAGCACUUCUUUUGGCCACGCUUAGCACGAGAUGUUGAAUUCCUUAUCCAAAGGUGCACCACUUGUCAUCAUGCUAAAGUACAUAAAUUUCCUCAAAGAUUGCUAAUGCCAUUACCGAUUCCAAAGACACCAUGA